Molecule: messenger RNA, 1468 nt
Organism: Mauremys reevesii (Reeves's turtle)
Lineage: Eukaryota; Metazoa; Chordata; Testudines; Geoemydidae
Exons: 2
Coding region: 25-1113 (362 amino acids)
Source: RefSeq, a predicted model, not a curated record
UUCGUGAGGAUACAAAGAUUCAAGAUGGUCACACUGGGCACAAUAAUACCUGCACUGGAUCAAGGGGACUGGUUCACAGCCCUCGACCUACAGGAUACUUAUUUUCAUAUAUCAAUUCAUCCAGCUCACAGACGCUUCCUACGAUUCACGAUCGGUCACGACCAUUUUCAAUACAGAGUUCUUCCUUUCAGACUCUCCACAGCACUGAGAGUUUUUUCCAAGACUCUAGCCAUGGUCGUGGCUCACGUCCGCAAACAUGGGAUCAUGCUGUUCCCCUACCUGGAUGAUUGCCUCAUCAAGGGCAACUCCUAUGGUGAGACACUUCAAGCUACCCAUUUCACCAUUUCCCUCUUUCACAGCCUAGGCCUCCAAAUAAACAUCCAAAAUUCCACCCUGACACCUACACAACAGAUCGAGUUCAUCGGAGCUCAUCUCAACUCAAUCCAGAGCAGGGCCUCGCUCCCAUAUCACAGAUUCCUCACUAUCACGCAGCUUAUAUGCACACUGUCUAUUCAUCCCAGGACACAGGCAAGAAUCUGUCUACAGCUCCUUGGUCACAUGGCAGCCACCACCUUCCUGGUUCAGCGCACCAGGCUACAGAUGAGAUGUCUCCAGGGCUGGCUCAAUUCCAAUUUCAAACCCAACAGACAGACCUUAGGGAUGCUGCUAACUCCUCCUCCCAAUGUUAUAGCUUCCCUACAUUGGUGGACAAGACCAGAAAACCUCUGCAUGGGGGUUUCCUUCCAGCAACGAUCCCCCAACGCUCAUGCUCACCACAGACACUUCCCUAAUCGGUUGGGGAGCGCACCUAGGGGGACACAGGGCACAAGGAUAGUGGUCUGCAUCAGAGACACACCUACACAUAAAUCUCUUAGAGCUCAAAGCAGAGAGACGAGCUUGCCUUCACUUUCUUCCCCUCAUAAAGAACAAAUCUCUUCAUGUCUUAACAGACAACAUAGCAUGCAUGUACUACAUAAACAGACAAGGGGGAGCCCAAUCACAUUCCCUUUGCAUGGAAGCCGUCUGACUAUGGAAUUGGUGCAUACAGCAUCGAAUACAAAUCAUUGCUUCCUACCUACCAGGCUGCCACAACACUACUGCCGACGCACUUAGCAGACAUAUCGACAGAACACGAAUGGGAGCUGCACCCCGCAAUACUCCAGCAGCUCUUCUCCCUCUGGGGCACCCCAUCAAUAGAUCUCUUUGCCACAACCCAGAAUCACAAAUGUCUAUUUUGUUCCAGAGUGGGACACACACUCAGGAAGAUUCCAACGAGACGGGAGAUACUAACUGAGUGCGUGCGUCCCAACCAGGCACUGCUACCGAAAAUCUCCGAUCAACGGCGCCGGGAUGCACCGUCACGUAGAGGAACUAGUGUGGAGCACCCACAGGGGGACACAUCUUGAAGAACUUCAGUUACUGCAAGCGAGAGACUCGGCAACAAAAUGGCAGAUGAAAUUCAACAUUG